This is a messenger RNA of Enterobius vermicularis (human pinworm), 1212 nucleotides long. NCBI's taxonomy places the organism in Eukaryota, Metazoa, Nematoda, Chromadorea, Rhabditida, Oxyuridae. The record is from the annotation of a GenBank genome assembly.
AUGCCAGAUUGGGCCACGCUGCAAAGCAGUCAACAACCCGAAACAGUUGCUCAGCUCAUAAAUGAAAUCAAUGAACUUGAAACACAAAUUUCUACUGUUCUGAGCCAACUUAUUAAAGCAAAUACUAAUUGGCAGGACAUUAUUGCGGGUCUCUCUGGAGCGGAAAAAGAUGAAGAGCAGACCUUAUACCACGCAUUGUCACAGAAACCCAAAAAUCUUACCAACAACGACGCCGCCAGCGAACAAUUGGUGCGUGUACGAUUUUUCCGCGAGCAACUACACCAGCGGGCGCACCAGCUCAACGACCAAUCUUCUGCUCGAACUCAAGCAACCUCCCCCGCAAUAACUUCACAAGCACAGCUGGCAGUCAACGAGACAGAUAAACAACAGCCGACUUCCAUCUUUAGGCAGUUUCCAUAUCCGAGGUUGCAGAAUCCCGACUUACCUCCAUUAAAACUGCCGCAAUUUUCAGGCAACUUAAAAGACUGGCCAGCCUAUCGGAGUACCUUCCAAGAACUAAUUCACAACACUACGAUGCCCGAUACCAAAAAGCUAUGCUACUUGUGUGAGACCUUAUCAGGUGCCCCCAGCAUUCUGGUUCCCAACUUGGCUAAACGACUUGAGAAUUACAAGGCAGCCAUCAAAUUACUGAAAGAUACAUACGAGCACGAACAUGUUAUCCGAGCCCUCCUGCACCGCGACCUUCAAGCUAUCCCCCCGAUUCCUCACGAAAACGACUUGCCGCAAUUAUGGUGCACGUUGGAAUCAGUUCUUUGCCAACUAACAGCUCUGGGGGACGAUAUAAAUCACGCCAAUAUUGUAGCAGCAAUCAAGGCAAAGCUGCCCUUUGAGACCUUACGACAAGUGUGCAGAGCAAAGCGACAAAACCUGCAGUGGUCGGUCUCUCACCUUCGCCAACUCAUCAAGGAAACCGUUGCGGACAGACUCCAAGCACGAGCCAUGACUACCUCGAUCACUAUAAAUAAGGAUUUUUGCGGAACAAGCAAUUCGGUAGCGACAACCGCUAAACCGCCACACCAAAAGACGACAAAACCUUCUCUCAAAAAAGUCCCGACUAAUUACUGUGCAUUUUGUGAGGGUCGUCACUACAGCGAUCAGUGUCCGGUAUAUAAGUCUACCGAUGAGCGGCACACACGUGUUACUCAGAAGCGACUUUGUCUUCACUGCUUGAGACCAGGCCACUUCACUUAG